GCUCGGAGGACGAGGCUCCUGCAAGGUGGAACUCCGGAGCGCUUUGGUUCCUUGCUGUGGUUGCCGGGCUUGCGCUCCUACUCUGCAUAGUGUGGGGUCCUCAGCAUGCGGCUGCUGGUGGCUACGUCUUGACGCAUUCCUACGUGGGCGAGGAUUUCUUUUCAAAGUGGUCCUUCUACGUCGGUGGCGACCCCACGCACGGAACAGUUAAGUUUCUAUCCUUCCAGGACGCCAGUGCGCAAGGCCUCAUCCAUGCCUCUUUCGACCGCGUCUUCAUGGGCACCGAUGCAUCCGAGGUGCUGCGGCCUGGGGAGGGUCGAAAAACCGUGAGAAUCGAGUCCAACGAGUGGUUCAGGAACGGUCUCUUCGUUUUGGACCUAGAUCAUGCACCUUGGGGCUGCGGUUCUUGGCCAGCCUUCUGGAUGUUCGGGGAGGACGCGCAGCAUGCCUGGCCGAGGUGGGGUGAGUACGACAUCGUCGAGUCCGUUCACAACCGCACGUGGGCUGCAACCACACUGCACACUCGAAAGGAUUGUGCGCAGACGGAUGUGAGCCGAACCCGUGACUUCAGUGGUCAGGGGUGGGUGCCUGGCAGUUACGGCACCAACAAGGCCAAGAACUGCUUCGUCCAGGCCCCCGGCGAGUUCGCGAAUCAGGGCUGUGGCCAGGAGCAGCCUUAUGGCUCCUGGGGAAGGCCUUUGAACCAGGCUGGCGGCGGGACAUGGGCAGCGGAGUGGGAUCCGGAGAACGAGUACAUCCGCACUUGGUUUUUUCCGCGGGGGAAGGUGCCCGCAGAUCUGACCGAAAAGCGGCCACUGCCAGACAGCUGGGGGAUGCCCACAUCCUUCUUCUCGUUGAAGCAAGACGAUUGCAGUGCCCGUCACUUUAGACGGAUGCGGAUGGUCUUCGACAUCACUUUCUGUGGCGAAUUUGGUUCGGCGACCUUUGGUGCGAACUGUGCAAGCACUGGACAGUCAUGCGAAGAAUACGUGCAGAAGAACCCUGCUGCCUUUUCGGAAGCCUUCUGGUCCGUUCGAACCCUGGACGUCUACAAGAGGGGGUCUGAGGCCGAAGGAGUAACGGCAGCCGAGACGGGUCUGGAUUAUGGGACCCCUCCGAAUGGUCCGAACGGUGCCCUCAGAUCUGUUGGUAUUCUUUGCUUGGUGCUGGGCGUUGGUGGCUGUGGUGCCACUGCCUACUUUAUGUACAAGAAGGGUGCCACAGAAAAUGCGUCUUUUGUGGACAUACAGAAAGAAGGCCUUUCUACAUUCUCGGCGAACUUGCAGACGACGGAUGUGAGCCAGUGCACACAUGUGAAUCUGCGGGAGCUGGAGCAGGCGGAGUUUGUGACACAAAUUCGUGAAAACCUGCCUACGGUCCCGCAGGUGAGCAACUGGUUUCAAGGAACUUCUCGACCUGUGGCCAGCCAUCCACAGCGAAAUCCAGGAGCCGGAGCUGCGGCUGCGCAGCCUCAAGAAGCUGCUAGCUGGGCUGGCUUCGCAUUUCAGCCGACGAGAGGUGACUCGGCAGGUGCCGCCGGCUCUCGAGCAGGCUCACAGCCCGCGCCGGCCGCGACUUGGCCGUCAAUUACCUCAUGGCUGCCAGAUAUGCAGAGCACAAGACAGCCAAGCCUAGGACGGACGAGCUCGUCUUCGAGUGGGCAACAGGUGUGUGUUUGGCCCGCUGCGACGCAGCCCUAUGUGCGUGGUGCUGCUUCGCCACAACAAGGAGGACGCAACCCGGCAGCCGAAACACAGGCUGCUGCUACCAGUGCAGGCGGCUGGUCUAAUUGGCAAUUCGGUGCAGCUCAAUCGUACUCACAGGGCUCGCCAUCUCAUGGUGCCUGGCGUCUGCCUCCGACCAUCAAUGCGCUUGGUCCAGGAGGAAGUCAGCGUCGCACGUGA
This is a messenger RNA of Symbiodinium necroappetens, 1904 nucleotides long. NCBI's taxonomy places the organism in Eukaryota, Dinophyceae, Suessiales, Symbiodiniaceae. The record is from the annotation of a GenBank genome assembly.